Fonsecaea nubica is the source of this 2031-nucleotide messenger RNA. RefSeq lists its product as hypothetical. The record is from RefSeq and is a predicted model, not a curated record. Lineage: Eukaryota; Fungi; Ascomycota; Eurotiomycetes; Chaetothyriales; Herpotrichiellaceae. The coding region runs from base 1 to 2031 and encodes 676 amino acids. Gene Ontology annotation, biological process: DNA-templated transcription. Gene Ontology annotation, molecular function: DNA binding; zinc ion binding. The transcript has 5 exons.
AUGGAAGCACUCCUAUCUGGCUUCGCUGAGAAACAGUGCACCGUCGAAACCCCCAGAGCAACAGAACCACCAGUUAGCCCACCCGGUCUGGAAAAAGAGCUUGCCAAUCUCCUCAUAUCAGACUCUGGCGAACAGAAAUUCGUCGGACCCUCGGAAUUUUCUCUCUUCUCCCCUCGAGGUCUGGCUUGGAUCCGGCGCAAGACUGGAUCAAACCGUGUGGCGGCCAUCGUACAGAAGUAUCAGCAAGUCGGUCCCCUAUGGCCCUCACAUCGGAUCGGCUAUCUAUCGCAGGCCGAACAUGCUACUAAGUGCCCCCUCCCGAGCAAAGGGGCAGCUGUACGGCUCGUCAACAAUUAUUUUACGACUUUCAACUCUAUACUUCCUCUAUUCGACCAGGAAUCAUUCUGGAUUCAAUUCCAUCAGCUAUAUUCAGCUAACCCCCCGGCAAAGGGACCGUGGUAUGGCGCAGUGAAUGUUGUUCUGUCCAUCGGGUGCAUUACCGCCACAGAACCCAUCUGGAGUAUCGUCCGCGACUCUGACCCGUCUUACUUCUCUAAUGUCAUGGACGUAUCAUGGAAGCUUUUUCAAAACGCUUCGUCGGUCCUGCUAGAUAUCCUCCUGGGUGCCAACGGCUUGGUGGGUGUGCAGGCAGUAAUUGGAAUGGCUUUCAUCAUGCAGGCAGUCCUAAAUCCAGAGGGUGCGUUUACCUUGCUCGGAAUUGCUGCUCGACUGAGCUAUGCUCGUGGUCUGCAUCGCUAUCUUGAAGGCUUCGGCCUGUCUCAAGCAGAGCUUGUGCAGCGUCAGAGGGUUUUUUGGAUAUUGUACAUCCUGGAAAAAGAUCUGUCGAGCCGGAUCGGAAGACCCUCUUGUAUUGAUGACGACGACAUUGGCUUCGGUUUUCCUGGCGAACAAUCGCACGGUACCGAUGGCAUUACCAUAUCAAGUGCUGCCUCUGGCGAUACGAAGUUCUACCCUUUUCACCAUAUGUGUGUGCUUGCGCGCAUUGAGAGUCAAGUGUACAAAGAACUAUAUGCGUAUUCUGCGCGCCUAAAAACGACGAGCGAGAGACUCGAAUCUAUCAGCAGGCUGGAUGCAGAGCUUCAAGAGUGGAAGGAGAGCUUCCCUGUGGAGAUCAGACCGGAACAUCCUAUCCAAUGUGAGUCGGAGAACAGAUUUUCGAUCGUCGUUCUUCACUUUGGAUACUAUCACUGCGUGAGAGCUGUCCACCGUGUCAAUGCACACCAUGAAUUGUGGUCGUUGGAGGCUGAUGAAACUGAGAACACCGAUUCGAAUCCCGCCACUUUCACCCCCGAUGCUCCAAGCCCUGAUGAUGCAAUGAACGUCAAGGUCAAUUCAUCCUAUGCGCUAUGUCUGGCAGCAGCGCGAUCGAUCCUACAUCUCUCAGUAGUGUAUUUGCAGAAUUGGAAAGAUCCCAGGAACACUCUGAUAUGGAUAAGUCCAUACUUUCCCUUCUCAGCAUUCUUGACACUGUUCGCCUUCAUGUUGAAUGCCCCUCUGGAUCCAAAGGUGACCGCGGAUCAAGCUCUUAUGGAGGCAACAUUGAGCUGCAUCGAUGGAAUGCUACACACAAUGGACAGGGAAACCAUGACCUUUUUUGCGGAUAUUGCGAGCGAGCUUCUCACAGUUGCCAAACAGCAUGUCGAGAAUGCCCGUGCCCGCGUGGCUCAAGAGAAGGACAAGGGCCCAACAAUGCCGGAAACCCUCGCUGGGACGCCUUUUACCGGCUUCGCCCAAAAUGACGCUGCUGCUUACACCGCCAUGGGAAGUAAUAUACAAUCGUCGGUUCUGACCAGUUCGAAUCCGCAACAGGAUCCUCUGGUUUCAACCGCCACUAAUCUGCAGAGUGGAUUCGACUACACGGGUAUUGACCCUGCUAUGAAUCCGCUGUAUGCAACAAAUGAUGCUUUUGAUCCAGGCAUGAUGAACGAUGGCCAAUUUUCGAUACAACAAAACUUGAUGGACGAUCCAUUCUUCUUCAUGGAGGACGCUGGUUGGGACUGGAGCUAUUGA